AUGGAGCCGCGUCCGAGUCUCAAGAAGUUAGCACCAGCACCGGCCCAGCCUAGCACGGCCGGUGGUGGUGAGAGUCUGACCCAGAUUUCCUUGCCGGUUCCGGGCCCUCGCAAGAACCUAACGAGAAAUGCUUGCUCCCCGUGCAAGGGUAAGAAGGCAAAGUGUGAUGGGAAUCGACCAGCUUGUGGAAGAUGUCAAAAAACCGGCGACACGUGCGUAUACGAAGUAAACAAACGAGAUAUCGUCAAACUACAGCUAUUGAGCGAUUAUGAUAUAGCUAGAUUACAGAAAUUCGAAGCAGUCUUCGGUAUUUUACAACACGGGACCGAUCAACAAUCUUCCGAUGUGAUAGCCCAAAUCAGAUCUGGAGAACCACUCGAAUCGCUCGCAUCUACUGUGAAUUCUUCUUCUGAUACUCAGUCUUCCCUUGCAUCUUCGUCCGAGCAGCAGCUAGUCGCGAUAAGUCUGGGGUCCAGCGUGGCCCGCGGCGAUUCUGGAGACUAUCCCCCAAAAUUUGAGUCCCAAGGCUUCUUAGACCUUCUCUUCGACCGAAAUGACUGGCUCCAUCCCACCGAAGGCACCGUCGGACAUGACCCGCUAAUAUCUCGGGAAGAGAUGCAGGAAUUCGUACCUAAUCCUAUGACACUGCCGACCAUCGACACACAAUUUGAUUCUAACCAAUCCCAUUUUGUUUCCCAGAAGAUCUACGACUUUUCGAUUCUCACCGACCAGGCCACAAUACCUCAAAAGGUCCCAUUCUCAGGGCAUCUUAACGGUCACCAAUCCCCAAGUGCCAGCAGCGCGGAUGGCGAUUCAGCGGCCUACCAAGACGGAGAAACAUCGUGCAACUAA
Molecule: messenger RNA, 852 nt
Organism: Hypoxylon fragiforme
Lineage: Eukaryota; Fungi; Ascomycota; Sordariomycetes; Xylariales; Hypoxylaceae
Exons: 3
Coding region: 1-852 (283 amino acids)
Biological process (GO): regulation of DNA-templated transcription
Molecular function (GO): zinc ion binding; DNA-binding transcription factor activity, RNA polymerase II-specific
Source: RefSeq, a predicted model, not a curated record